Molecule: messenger RNA, 622 nt
Organism: Vanrija pseudolonga
Lineage: Eukaryota; Fungi; Basidiomycota; Tremellomycetes; Trichosporonales; Trichosporonaceae
Gene: Myl12b
Product: Myosin regulatory light chain 12B
Exons: 4
Coding region: 1-579 (192 amino acids)
Biological process (GO): mitotic cytokinesis; actomyosin structure organization
Cellular component (GO): myosin II complex; cytoplasm
Molecular function (GO): myosin heavy chain binding; cytoskeletal motor regulator activity; calcium ion binding
Source: RefSeq, a predicted model, not a curated record
AUGUCCAAAGUCGCAGCCUUAGGCCACGGCCGCCCAUCCACCAUGCCGCGCGCCGCGCCGACCGAGCGCAUCGCCUCCGGCGCAGCAUACACCAUGUUCACGCCCCAGCAGGUCAAGCAGUUCAAGGAGGCGUUCAACAUGAUUGACCAGGACGGGGAUGGGCGGGUUGGCCGGGGGGAUUUGGAGGUGAUGUUGGGGAAUUUGGGCCAGACCCCCACCCCCGCGCUCCUCGACAAGCUCCUCUCCUCCCGUCCCCGCGGCACAGCCGCCACGACCCCCGACAUCAACUUCACCCAGUUCCUCACCAUGAUGGGCGAGCACCUCAUCCACCUCGACCACGAGCACGACCUCCUCGAGGCGUUUGCGUGCUUUGACGACGGGGACAAGGGGUGGGUCGAUACCGCCGAGGUUCGGAAGCAUCUCGCCGAGAUGGGCGACCACAUGAGCCAAGACGAGAUCGACCGCCUGUUCAACGGCCCAUACACCGACCGCCAGGGACGGUUCAACUAUGUCGAGUGGGCAAAGGUCCUGCGCGUCAACGACGGCGACGACACAACCGACGGCGCGCUGGCUAUUUGAGCGGCGCGCAACAACCACGGCACCUCCCCGCUUCUGUACUAUG